AUGAGCGGUGCCGACCCGCUCCAGCUCGGGUCCGGCGCGAGCACGCCCGACUCGGCGACCGUCUGGCCAGACUGGGACGCUGUCGACCGCGAGAUUGCGCGCGUCUCGGCGUCGUCGAGCUUCAUCGCGGUCAAGUCGUCGGCGGCCCCACAUCUCGACGAGGAGGGCGCGACGGAGCGAGGCGAGGACGAGCUGGUGGAGCGCGAGGCGGCUGCGUACGGCAUCACUGGCGCCGCCGAGCUGCACGAUCGGCUCGCACGGCGGCGCGUCGUGCUCCUCGGCUGCGCGGCGGUCCUCUCGGUCGGAUCCCACUACUCGACGUACACGCUCGGGCCGAUCAAGAAGUCGCUCGGCACGAGCGAGGGCGGGUUCGCGGCUCUCGUGUCGUCCUUCGAGGUGCUCAACACGGUCAGCCCGCUCCUGUCGGGCUUCCUCGUGCCGCGGUACGGCGCGGCGGCGUGCGGGCUCGUCGCGACGGGCGCCGUCCUCGUCGGGCAGCUCGUCGUGUGCUUCUCGGCGGGCAAGGAGGGCGGCGUCGGCAACAACGUCGGCUGGACCGUCCUCGGCCUGCUCGUGUUCGGCAGCGGGACGUCGCCGCUCGCCGUCGUGCAGGAGAGCAUCAUCCUCAAGCACAACUCGGCGUCGUCCAAGUUUGUCGCACGGUCGGUCGCCGCCGGGCUCGUCCUCGGCAAGUCGGCAUCGUUCGCCGCAGGCUGGUCCUCGCAGCGCCUGUACGCCGUCUCGCCCCGCCUUCCCUUCGUCACGGCCGCCUCGCUCGCCGCCUUUUCCUUUGCCGCCUGCAUCCUGUACGCCGUCGUCGAGCGUUCGACGACCCGCCUCCUCGCCCAAGACGCUCGCCUCGUCGUCGAUGCCGCCGACGCGCCCGCCACCCGCCUCAAGCCCGCUCGACACGACGCGCACGGUGACCACCCGCCGUCGCUCGACCUGUCGUCGCUCGCGAGCUUCGGCACGCCGUUCUGGUGGUACAUCGCCGUGUGCGUCCUUGCCGGGACGUGGUACACGACGCAGCACCUCGCGACGCACCUGCUUCAGGCCACGUACGGCACGAGCGGUAUCUCGCAGGAGGAGGCGAGCGCGACAGCGUCCGUCCUGCUGGGCACGCCCAUCCUCCUGUAUCCGCUCGCCGGGUGGAUCGUCGACAAGCACCCGCACCUGCUGUCGACCUUCUGGCUCCUCGUCCCGAGCCUGACGGCGACGACGUUCUUCUUCCUCCUCCUCCUGUCGCCCGCCGUCCCUCCCCUCGUCGCGCUCCUCCCCGCAGCAGUCGGCAUGGGCUCGGGCCCGCUCCUCCUCGUCCUCGUCGUGCCCCGCAUCGUCCAGCGCCACCAAGCCCCGACCGCGCUCGGCGCGCACAAGUCGCUCGAGAUGGCGGGCGCCAUCCUCUCGCAGACGCUCUCGGCCGCGCUCCUCUCGCUCGGCUCGCCCCCCUCGCCCUCCUCCUCCACCACCGGCACCGGCGCGCCGUCUCGUGCGCCCGCCGAGGCGGACGACGAAGCGGGCGGGGCGGCCGACGGCGCGCUCGUCGGGCUCCUCGUCGCCGCGCUCGUGCAGCUCGCGUUCGUCGCGCGGUGGUGGCACGCGAUCCGGGUGCGCGACGGCGCUGCUGCGCGGGGCGCGGGCGCGGGCGUCGGUGUCGGUGCGGGAGGGGGUGGAGGAGGAGGGGCAGGAGCGGGUGCGGCGCCCGACGAGGCCGAGCUGGGCCUGCUCGCCGCUGUCGACGGCGACCACGGGGGCGAGGGCGGCGGGACCCACGUCGGCGAGGGAGGAGGCGAGCUCCUCGGGCGCAAGGAGCGGCUCGAGCUGCGCAGCGGGACGAGGGCGCUCCGAGCGGCGGCUGGCACCGUCGUCGCGAGCUGGGCGUGCUUCGUGUGGAACGUCGUGCGAGGGUGA
Messenger RNA from Rhodotorula graminis WP1, 1911 nucleotides. RefSeq lists its product as uncharacterized. The transcript has 6 exons. The record is from RefSeq and is a predicted model, not a curated record. Bases 1 to 1911 code for a protein of 636 amino acids. Lineage: Eukaryota; Fungi; Basidiomycota; Microbotryomycetes; Sporidiobolales; Sporidiobolaceae. Gene Ontology annotation, biological process: transmembrane transport. Gene Ontology annotation, molecular function: transmembrane transporter activity.